Messenger RNA from Octodon degus (degu), 4200 nucleotides. It is a transcript of the gene A1cf, whose product is annotated as APOBEC1 complementation factor. The transcript has 12 exons. Bases 141 to 1928 code for a protein of 595 amino acids. NCBI's taxonomy places the organism in Eukaryota, Metazoa, Chordata, Mammalia, Rodentia, Octodontidae. Gene Ontology annotation, molecular function: mRNA binding. Gene Ontology annotation, cellular component: nucleus. The record is from RefSeq and is a predicted model, not a curated record.
GUUUGAUAUGAUGAUUAGAACAUAACCACAGUGACACGUUGAAUUCGCCAUAAUCAAGGAACCUUUUCCGGGUGGGGAUCUCAGAAAUCACUCAGUGAGCAACCCUAAUUACCCUGAUUUUUUGCUGAUAAUCACUCUCAAUGGAAUCAAAUCACAAAUCCAGGGAUGGAUUGAGCGGCAUCCAGAAGGAAGCAGCCCUCCGCGCACUGACCCAGCGCACAGGAUAUAGCUUGAUCCAGGAAAAUGGUCAGAGAAAGUACGGGGGCCCUCCACCGGGCUGGGAUGCUCCGCCCCCAGAAAGAGGCUGUGAGAUUUUUAUUGGAAAACUUCCCCGGGACCUUUUUGAAGAUGAACUUAUACCAUUAUGUGAAAAAAUUGGUAAAAUUUAUGAAAUGAGAAUGAUGAUGGAUUUUAAUGGCAACAAUAGAGGAUAUGCAUUUGUAACUUUCUCAAAUAAACUGGAAGCCAAGAAUGCAAUCAAGCAACUUAAUAAUUAUGAAAUCAGAAACGGGCGUCUCUUAGGGGUCUGCGCCAGCGUGGACAACUGCCGGUUGUUUGUUGGGGGUAUCCCAAAAACUAAGAAGAGGGAAGAAAUCUUAUCAGAGAUGAAAAAGGUCACCGAAGGAGUCGUGGAUGUCAUCGUCUACCCAAGCGCUGCAGAUAAAACGAAAAACCGGGGCUUUGCCUUCGUGGAGUACGAGAGUCACCGCGCGGCUGCCAUGGCCAGGAGGAAGCUACUGCCAGGAAGAAUUCAGUUAUGGGGACAUCCGAUUGCAGUAGACUGGGCAGAACCAGAAGUAGAAGUUGACGAAGACACAAUGUCUUCGGUGAAAAUCUUAUAUGUAAGAAACCUCAUGCUGUCUACCUCGGAAGAGAUCAUUGAAAAGGAAUUCAACAAUAUUAAACCAGGUGCUGUGGAAAGAGUGAAGAAAAUCCGGGACUACGCUUUCGUGCACUUCAGCAACCGAGAAGAUGCAGUUGAGGCUAUGAAAGCUUUGAAUGGGAAGGUAUUGGAUGGUUCUCCCAUUGAAGUGACCCUGGCUAAACCAGUGGACAAGGACAGUUACGUUAGGUAUACCCGAGGCACAGGUGGAAGAGGAACGAUGCUGCAAGGGGAAUAUGCCUACCCUUUGGGCCAUAUUUAUGAUCCCACUACCACCUACCUUGGAGCUCCUGUCUUCUAUGCCCCCCAAGCCUAUGCAGCAAUUCCUAGUCUCCAUUUCCCGGCCACCAAAGGACAUCUGAGUAACAGGGCCAUUCUCAGAGCCCCUUCUGUGAGAGAAAUUUACAUGAAUGUACCUGUAGGGGCUGCGGGAGUGAGAGGACUGGGCGGCCGUGGCUAUUUGGCAUAUGCAGGCCUGGGUCGUGGCUACCAGCUCAAAGGAGACAAGAGGGAGGAUAAACUCUAUGACCUCCUGCCUGGGAUGGAGCUCACGCCAAUGAAUCCUGUCACUUUAAAACCCCAAGGAAUUAAACUUGCUCCACAGAUAUUAGAAGAAGUCUGUCAGAAAAAUAACUGGGGACAGCCAGUGUACCAGCUGCAUUCUGCCGUUGGACAAGACCAAAGACAAUUAUUCUUAUAUAAAAUAACUAUCCCUGCUUUGGCCAGCCAGAAUCCUGCAAUCCAUCCUUUUACACCUCCAAAGCUGAGUGCCUAUGUGGACGAGGCAAAGACCUAUGCAGCUGAGUACACCCUGCAGACUCUGGGUGUUCCCACUGAUGGAGGGGACGCCGGGACUGCGGCCACUGCUGUCACUUCUGCACCUAUCUUCCCAGGAUAUGCUGUUCCCAGUGCAACCACACCUGUCUCUGCAGCCCAGCUCAAGCAAGCGGUCACCCUUGGCCAAGACUUGGCAGCGUAUGCAGCCUAUGAGGUCUACCCCACUUUUGCAGUGACUGCCCGAGGGGAUGGAUACGGACCCUUCUGAAGAUGUCUCUCUUUUAACUUAGGGAUAAGAUACACAAAACUGUAUUAUAGAAGAAAUAAACCUCUCAGUCCCCUGAUGACAAAAACCGUGCCUUCCCUAAAGCAGUGCCUUUCCUGAGACUGUAUGACUUAUAUCAUACAGAGUCAUCAAAUGUGAAUAUUUUUUCUCAUUGAAAUCAAAUGCUAAAGAGUCUUGUUUAACAGAAAGCUGGAGUCACUAACCCCAAAAGUCAUUCUUCCAAGGUUCCCAAACGUCCUGGGGCUAUGUUUACAGUCUCUGACAAAGCAGGGAGAGAUCUCUCAGCAGGCAGGAGCCAGAGCUCAGCAAACAUGCACCAGCAGUUACAAGUGAGGCGGUUCAUCUCCAGAGGCUCAACCCUGGCUCAUGGCUGCUGUGUGGGACACGAAGUCAAGAAGAGGCAAAAGCAAUUGGGAAGACUUGGCAGGAUCCCUUGACUUUGAGGCUUUGUCUCAUGCCUGAACUCGUGAAAACAAUCCAAGAUCAUGUGGACUCAGCAUCACUUUGGUCUGAAAAUUCCACCCCACUUGCCAUAGGUCAGGAUCUUCCUAGCGCAUGCACUCCCUGACAUUUCCAAAAAACUGAUAGAAGUUGCAUGUGUGGCCAAAGCAAUUCUUGACUGCUUGUUUAUCCAAUUCAUUAACCCAUGUCUAUUUUUCCCUAGAACUCCUCUCCCUCCCCAGGAUACCCACAGCACAAAAACCAUGCCAACAUGAAAUGACUUUUCACCAUUUUAAAGACUUUUAGUUGUCCAUACUGAUUUAUUUUCCUCUCCAAUUCAUUUUGCUUUUCUCUAAUAUUAUAAGAAAGUAAACCAGCCCUACAUGAUAACACAUACAAUACUUUUUUCCUAUUCAGCAAAUUGCCUGAAAAUUCAUUUCAAAGAGCAAAGUGGAGUUUCCAUUUCUUAUUUUGCUUUGUUAUUUUUUUUCUUAUGUGCUAUGGAUCAACCCAGGGUCUUACACAUACAAUGUAGACACUCUACCACUGAAUUACACCCGCAGGCCUGAAUUCAUUACUGCAAUCUUUUUUCAGUACCCAGACUACCAUCAAGCAUUCAGGAAAGUUAUAUUAACUUGAGGUUAGUCUUAAAUUAUCUCAUCCACUUAUAUCAAAUCUGCCAAGAACUCCUUUACCUUCUCUUUCUUUGAUUUUUAAUAAGUAGAGAUAGCUUUAUGUUACCCAACCCAUUUCUCUGAUAAGCAUCACAGGAAAAUCUUACUCUUCCCUGGGAACAUCUGAUAGUGGUAAGACAGAAAAGGAUGCCACAAUUUAAGAAUGCAAUUACAGAGGAGGCAUUACUUGCCUGCCAUACUUGUACAUGAUUGCUUCAUUCAAAACAAAAAGAAUCCAGUGCUGAACAAGUCCAACACCAAACUCUAUUGCUAUCAUUUCAGACUCAGUGGCUUAAGACAUAUAGCAUCAGAAUGUCUGUUUCAGGGAGUGCAUGCACUAGGAAGAUCCUGACCUAUGGCAAUAUCCAUUAGCCCCUAUAAAAUUCUACAGAAUUCAAGAGAAAAUACACACAUAUAAAGAGUAAAAAGUUUUGUCAACUCCGUAAUAGAACUCUAUGAUCCAAAAUCAAGCCAGAUUCUGGUCAGUGAGGCAAACUUCAAUCAUGACCUUUCAGUUCCACUAAAUGCAAUCAGACCUACUGCCUUCAAAACUGGAAUUCUAGAAGGCUCUGUGCUCUCUGGCUCAGAAUGAGCUCCUCCUAAGGACCAUAGGUCCCAAAUUUGGCUACACAUUUGAAACACCUAGAGAGCUUAUAAACACACUGAUGCCAAGGUUUUCACCUUGUGUCAGUCACAUCAGGUCUUGGAGCAGGAGCCUGUCCUCAGCAUUUUUAAAAAAUUCUUCAGUGAUUUCAGGGUCCAUCUAUGUUUGGAAGCUGCUAUAUUCUUUAAAUUUUUCUCUCUAUCUCUUCAUAUUUUCUUUUAAUUUUACUUUCAUUAAAUAGAAAAAUGCAAGGAAAAAAAAUCUAAGUUAAAACCAACUGUUGCUACCGAGAUCAUUCAUUUGUGUAUAUAUACAUCACAAGUAUCAUGAAUGUGAAUAUAAUUCAUUUUGGUUUCAAACUCUUAGGCCAAACCCUAAAAGUGAGGAAAUAAAAAAUUCCUCCUCAAUUAAUUCAUAUAUCCAAAUCUAUACUCCCCACAUACCUAGAUUUAGUCUCAAUGAGAAUAAUUACAUUGAUAUUGAAAGUGUUCUUUGGGGAAGGCAAAGUUCUACUUAGUCUAAAGAGUAUUCAAAA